AUGGCGAGAGGGAGGCGCAGUGUCUGGCAGCAGGUCACGGUGGUGCGGGUGAUUCAGGAGCUGUUCCGCGCACUUCUGGAGGAGGUGCUGGACAUGAGGAGAGUUGAAGCCAAGACGGAGGAGCUGCAGAGGUGCCAGGAGGAGAAGCUAGCUCUGAAGGCCCAGCUUGAUGCACUGGGACUCUCUCUGGCCAAGCUGGACAUAGCCAUAAAGGACACUGAGCUCAGGACCAUGGAGGCUGCACUGGGCACUGUCACUGUCAGGCGGCACUUCGGCGACACCGUCACUGUGCUGAGAACACGCCCGGUGGGCGUGUCCGCAGCCAGACUGCGUUGUAAUUUUUCUCCUUACAGGUUCAUCAAGACUGUUGGCUCUUGUUAUUAUGUAUUCCCUGCAGCAGCACAUAAUCGCUUUGAACAUUCUCUCGGGGUAUGUUUCCUGGCUGGUCAGCUGGUGCAUGCACUCCAAUCAAGGCAACCUGAGUUGGACAUCUCUGACAAGGACAUCUUAUGUGUGCAGUUAGCUGGCCUUUGUCAUGAUAUAGGGCAUGGCCCCUUCAGUCAUCUCUGGGAGCUGUUUGUCAAAAAAGCAAGACCUGAGAAGAACUGGAAGCAUGAAGAUGCCUCAACUAAGAUGUUUGACCAUUUGUUGACAACAAACAACCUUACGAGUGAAUUUGAAAAAUAUGGUCUGAAAGAACAAGAUAUAACCUUCAUCAAGGAAUUGAUAGGUGAUGUCGCCAACAAUGGAUCAGAAUGGUGUUACAAGGGCCGUCCUAAAGAAAAGGCAUUUCUGUACCAGGUGGUGGCCAAUAAGCAAAGUGGUAUAGAUGUGGACAAAUGGGACUACAUUUUACGAGACUGCUUAUCCUUAGGCAUCAAGGUGACGUUCGACUACAAUCGCCUCAUUCGAUUCUCUCGGGUCAUACCAGUUGAGAAUGAUGGACCUCAAAUCUGCAUCAGAGAUAAGGAAUGCAACAAUAUAUAUGAUAUGUUCCAUGCCCGUCGGGUUUUACACCGCACUGCCUACAAACAUCGUGUUGUCCAGAUCAUUGACCAUAUGUUAGUUGAUGCAUUUCUUUCUGCUGACAAACAUAUAAGAUAUACAGGAGCACAGGGGGUGAAGUAUGCCUUAGCUGACGUGUGUGAUGAUAUGGUAGCCUACACCAACUUGACUGAUGAGGUUUUCCAUCGAAUUAUAUUAGAUGAGGGGAAUCAUCCGGAAGUACAAUAUGCUAAGAAUAUACUCUCCGACAUCCUAAGGCGCCAGCUGUACCGCUGCGUCGGCCACGCAAAACCCGCGGAUCCUAAUACUACAAGAAAGAAUCUAGAAGAAGCCCUAAGAAAGCAGAUCCCAAGUGACAGUUCACUCAAACUAGAUCAAGAUUUAAUCAUUAUAGAGUUUGAGCUAGAUUAUGGGAAAAAAGAUCAGAACCCUGUUGACUUUGUCUACUUUUACGGCAAAAGCUCUCCGGAUAAGCCAACAAAAAUCAAGAGAGAAGAAAGCUUGAUGCUUCCUAAGAGCUUCCAGGAGCGAAUCUUCAGAGUGUUAUGCAGAAACAGUGAUGAAGAUAAAUUUAAGCAAGCCCAAGAAUUCCUAAGUGCUGCAAUAAAGGAACUCGACAUGAAGCCUUAUGUUGAAUGGCCGUCACUCUUCACCCCUUCAUAGAUGCAUUCAAAUGUUCACCAUACAGUUGACCGAGGAAUUGGCGCACAAAAGUGGUGGAUGCAGAGGACCAUAUGUGUGACCGUAUGAAAUUCGACUCUCCUUUCAUUCUCUGUUCCCCAUUCUUCUUUGUAAUAUAUAUAUAUAUAUAUAUAUAUAUAUAUAUAUAUAUAUAUAUAUAUAUAUAUAUAUAUAUAUAUAUAUAUAUAUAUAUAUAUAUAUAUGUAUAUAUAUUAUGUGUAAAACUUGACUAUUGUUUUCACAUUUGGAAACACAUAGAUGAUUAAGAAGUAGAAUCCGGUCCAAAAGCUCAAGUAAUCUCGUUUCUUGAAAAUCACCCCAGUUUUGUGAAUAACUUGCAUACUUGAGUUAGUAGAUGUCCUAUUUUCAUAUGAUUAUAUACAAGUUUUCUUUUCUUGUCGGGUGGUCGGAUAAUACGAAUGAAUGUGUGUGUAUCUGUGUGUGUGUGUGUGUGUGUGUGUGUGUGUGUGUGUGUGUGUAAUGCACCAUGGCCUGAUCACGAGUUGGACUCGCAAUCGCCAGCAAGUACCCUCCCGACAUGAGCAAGCUCAUGCUUAUUACAGUCGAUCUCUCGGUACUGCCACGACCUCGCACACCACACACUCCUUCCCCCUUGUUUAAGGGGUAAAGUAAGCACUCCUUGUCAUCGGAGAGAUUUCGCCCUGAUCGGGACUCGAACCGCCGCCUGUCAGGCCUUAAACCUGGGGGUACGAGACAUGAUAGCCAGUGCAAUGGUACUGUAUAUUUACCAUGAGAAAGUAAAACAUAUAUUUUCCUAAUUUUUCUCUUACUAUAAUUGUCUCAAUUACUUUUUUGAAGUCAAAUGACAUUAUCAGUUCAAAGAUUAAUGAUAUGAGUCGAGAUAUCUUGCAGCAGGUGAUAACAGACCUGGAAGCUAGUCCUGUCAAAAUGAGUAUUCAGCUUGAUGAGUCAACUUUUUGCAGUCAGUUGAUGGCAUUUGUUUGGUAUGUGAAGGAGAAAGAAGUGAUGGAAGAAUUCUUAUUUUGUAAAUCUCUGAAAACUACUGCAAAAGCAAUCGGUGUGUUCAAUCUUGUGAAAGAGUUCUUCUUGGAACAUGAAAUGACUCAACAUGUGUGGGUCAAUUUGCACUGAUGGAGCCCCUGUCAUGCUUGGAAAUAAAUCAGGCUUUGCUACCCUGGUGAAAGAAGAGGUUUCCAUGUAACUGUCACUCACUGUGUGUUGCAUUGUCAUGCACUUGCUACAAAGACACUGCCAGAAAAAUUGAAGACUGUUUUAUCAGUUGUGCGUGCCGUAAAUUUCAUCAGAGGACGGGCAGUGAAUCGCCGUCCUUUUUCACCUUUUUGUGAAGAAAUUGGAGCUAAGCACAGUGUUCUUCUUUACCACACAGAAGUGAGGUGGCUUUCCCGUGGCAGGGUACUUACACGUGUCUUUGAACUUCAUGAAGAAAUUAUGCAGUUUCUUAGAAAUCAAGGCAGUGAAAUUGCUGACCAUUUUGAAAACAGGGAGUUCAUUUUGUCUCUGGCAUAUCUGGCAGAUGUAUUCACGCACCUCAAUGAACUGAAUGUCUCUAUGCAAAGAACAGGGAUGAAUAUGAUAACUGCCAGAGAAAAGUUAUCUGCCCUCACCAAGAAGCUUCCAAUGUGGAUAAGGCGAAUUGAAAGUGGAAAUUUUGCUAACUUCCCUUCUCUUGAUGAGGCUGCUAGUGCUGAAGAAGAGCUGCCCAUCGUUAAUGAAGUAAAAUACAUUUGCAAGAACUGAUUCCGUCCUUCCAAGGGUAUUUUCACCUUGGAUAAGUUUCUGUGGCACAAAGAUGGAUACGGGAUCCAUUUCUUUUCAACCUUGAUUCCAUGGAUGACAAUGAUAUGAUGAAAGAUGAUCUUGUAGAGUUGCAGACCAAUGACAGAAUCCCAAUGGAGUUUGAAAAAAUGCAACUGGAUAUGUUUUGGUGUGCACAAUUCAAAACAUUCCCACAGUUAGCAGGGAGAGCUUUGGAGGUCCUCGUGCCAUUUUCAACUACAUACUUAUGCGAGGGAGGUUUUUCAACGCUCCUACACAUCAAGACAAAAGCCAGAAACCGUUUGGAUGCAAGUGAUGACAUGCGUCUGGAACUUUCAAAGAAAGAACCUUGUUUGAACAUCAUCAUUAAUGAGAAACAACAACAAAAGAGCCACUAAAAUGUGUUGGUGUGCACUAUGUAGUAUUACUCGUAAUUACUGUUAUAUUGUGCAUUCAUUGUAUCCUACUAAUUGACACUUUUCAUUUGAAAUAAAAAGUACCUUUGUUCAGUAAUUGAAUACAUCUAAUAAUUUCUCAGCAA
Molecule: messenger RNA, 3985 nt
Organism: Eriocheir sinensis (Chinese mitten crab)
Lineage: Eukaryota; Metazoa; Arthropoda; Malacostraca; Decapoda; Varunidae
Gene: fal
Product: deoxynucleoside triphosphate triphosphohydrolase SAMHD1-like
Exons: 13
Coding region: 1-1668 (555 amino acids)
Biological process (GO): dGTP catabolic process
Cellular component (GO): nucleus
Molecular function (GO): dGTPase activity
Source: RefSeq, a predicted model, not a curated record